AUGUCUGUUGCUAUUCCCACUUCCGCUGUCAUCGUCGUAGGUGCCAGUGGUAACCUCGGCCCGUUUAUUGUCAAAGAGUUGUUGAAGCAGAAAGCCAAAUUUUCUCGCAUCGCAAUUCUUUCCGCACCAGAGAAGAAGGGCAAAUUUGAAACCGCUGCCAAAAGCGGGAUCGAUGUUGUCCUGGGGAGCUACAAAGAAGCAAGGUCUUAUCAAGGGUUUGAUGUCGUAAUAUCCCUUGCUGGCAAUUCAAUCAUGAUCGACCAGCCGCAGAUGAUCGAUGCGGCCAUCGAGGCAGGUGUUACUCAUUUUUACCCAUCGGAAUUUGGAGUCGAUAUAGGUCAGCCGGUUUUUCUCCAGGAGCGUUAUUUUCGAGACAAACUUACGACUCGAGAGCAUUUGCGAAAAAGGGCAAGAGAGGUUCCUGGAUUUGUCUUCACGGAGAUAAUCAUCGGAGCUUUUGCCGAGACAUUCGUUUUGUCAGAUGUCUUUGGGCUUGACAGGCAAGGUCGAACAUUCACCUACUACGGAGACCUUGACGAUGUCAAAUCUAUCUCCUCCAUGGAAGAUACUGCAAAGUAUACCGUUGAGUCGAUUCUUUUGCCUGUCGAGACUGGGAUCACAGAGCGAACACUGAAGGUUCCAAAUGGGAACUAUACGGUCCGCGAACUAGUGAAAAUUGUGAGUGAGCUUGAUGGUACUCAAUAUGAGACCCAUAUAUUUCCGGUCAAUGAAGCGAGAAAACAGCAAGAAUUAGCGCGCCUGGCCGGAUCAACGGAUCGCGAACUAGCAUUUUCCUUGAAGGCGCUGUUUUCAAGUCCAUUCGUAGUUGUUCCCAAGCCGUGGCAGAAUGACAUGUUCGCAUUCAAGCCGAAGAAUCUAGUGGAAAUGAUCGAAGAGUGCUUGUAA
This is a messenger RNA of Talaromyces amestolkiae, 906 nucleotides long. RefSeq lists its product as uncharacterized. The transcript has 3 exons. The record is from RefSeq and is a predicted model, not a curated record. The coding region runs from base 1 to 906 and encodes 301 amino acids. NCBI's taxonomy places the organism in Eukaryota, Fungi, Ascomycota, Eurotiomycetes, Eurotiales, Trichocomaceae.